Messenger RNA from Daphnia magna, 1182 nucleotides. RefSeq lists its product as uncharacterized. The transcript has 14 exons. The record is from RefSeq and is a predicted model, not a curated record. NCBI's taxonomy places the organism in Eukaryota, Metazoa, Arthropoda, Branchiopoda, Diplostraca, Daphniidae. Bases 1 to 1182 code for a protein of 393 amino acids.
AUGUGUCAGAAGGACCCCAGCAGCACCGAAGAGGACCACGGGACAUCGGGGAUCGUCGAUGGAGCAACUAGAGCGACGCCAUGGAUGUGUCAGAAGGACCCCAGCAGCACCGAAGAGGACCACGGGACAUCGGGGAUCGUCGAUGGAGCAACUAGAUCGACGCCAUGGAUGUGUCAGAAGGACCCCAGCAGCACCGAAGAGGACCACGGGACAUCGGGGAUCGUCGAUGGAGCAACUAGAUCGACGCCAUGGAUGUGUCAGAAGGACCCCAGCAGCACCGAAGAGGACCACGGGACAUCGGGGAUCGUCGAGGGAGCAACUAGAUCGACGCCAUGGAUGUGUCAGAAGGACCCCAGCAGCACCGAAGAGGACCACGGGACAUCGGGGAUCGUCGAUGGAGCAACUAGAUCGACGCCAUGGAUGUGUCAGAAGGACCCCAGCAGCACCGAAGAGGACCACGGGACAUCGGGGAUCGUCGAUGGAGCAACUAGAUCGACGCCAUGGAUGUGUCAGAAGGACCCCAGCAGCACCGAAGAGGACCACGGGACAUCGGGGAUCGUCGAUGGAGCAACUAGAUCGACGCCAUGGAUGUGUCAGAAGGACCCCAGCAGCACCGAAGAGGACCACGGGACAUCGGGGAUCGUCGAUGGAGCAACUAGAUCGACGCCAUGGAUGUGUCAGAAGGACCCCAGCAGCACCGAAGAGGACCACGGGACAUCGGGGAUCGUCGAUGGAGCAACUAGAUCGACGCCAUGGAUGUGUCAGAAGGACCCCAGCAGCACCGAAGAGGACCACGGGACAUCGGGGAUCGUCGAUGGAGCAACUAGAUCGACGCCAUGGAUGUGUCAGAAGGACCCCAGCAGCACCGAAGAGGACCACGGGACAUCGGGGAUCGUCGAUGGAGCAACUAGAUCGACGCCAUGGAUGUGUCAGAAGGACCCCAGCAGCACCGAAGAGGACCACGGGACAUCGGGGAUCGUCGAUGGAGCAACUAGGAGCGACGCCAUGGAUGUGUCAGAAGGACCCCAGCAGCACCGAAGAGGACACCGAGGAUCGUCGCCGGACACCGAGGAUCGUCGCCGGACCCCGAAGAUCGUCACCGGACAUCGAGGAUCGUCGCCGGACAUCGAAGAUCGCCGCCCAGCUCCGAGAUUCAUGCCCAUGAGGAUUAGGAAAAACUGA